Molecule: messenger RNA, 1983 nt
Organism: Meira miltonrushii
Lineage: Eukaryota; Fungi; Basidiomycota; Exobasidiomycetes; Exobasidiales; Brachybasidiaceae
Exons: 1
Coding region: 1-1983 (660 amino acids)
Biological process (GO): conjugation with cellular fusion
Cellular component (GO): mating projection tip
Molecular function (GO): protein binding; phosphatidylinositol binding
Source: RefSeq, a predicted model, not a curated record
AUGAAGGGACUAAAAGAAUUUCGAAGGUCAUUAAACAAAGACCGAACAUCCGGCGGUCGUCCAGGAGGACAAGCACCAGCUGUGUUCAUGGGUGUGAAAAAUGCGGUUUCCAUCCAACCUCCCAAGAAAGUUAUUCGAGCAACAAGAGAUUAUCGUUCAAGAGCACCGCAAGAGCUAAGUUUCAGCAAAGGAGAUUUCUUUCAUGUUUUGAACGAUGAUAGUACAAAUCCAGAUUGGCUAGAAGCAACCAAUCCUCUCACAAACGCACGCGGUUUAGUGCCAGCAAGUUAUUUCGACAUCUUAAGCAAAGGAGGAAGGUCAGGUAGCGUGGCAGCAGGAGCGGGCAAUGCCGGUGGAGCGCCUUUGAUACCUCCUCAACCUGUUCCAGGGACGAGUGGAACGGCUGCUGGAUCAUCUGUGGUAGCAAAGCAAGGUGGUGGAUUUUAUGCUGUUGUAAAGUUUGACUUUGUUGCUGAAAGGGCGGACGAGCUAGAAGCUUCUGCUGGCGAGCCAAUCAUCGUUAUCGCUCAAUCCAACUUUGAAUGGUUUGUCGCAAAACCGAUUGGACGAUUAGGAGGACCUGGUCUAAUACCGGUCUCUUUUGUUGAAUUGAAGGAUGUGACAAAUGGACAAAAAGUGGAAAAUGUGGACGAUUUGAUCAGCAGGGGAGUGAUUCCAAAGGUGGAAGAAUGGAAAAAGAUGACUGCUGAUUAUAAAAAGAAUACGAUCCCUCUUGGCCGAUUUGACUUCGCCAAUGGACCGGGAGCGGCUGAAGCAGCUGCACAAGCUCAAGCACAAGCAUUUGGUCAGCCUAGUUCGCCUCAAGUACCACCAAAGGAUGGACCUUUCAACCCAAAUUCUUCGCCUACCAACUUCGAUCCAAAUGCAAUGAGCUCGUCUCAGCCUGAAUUACCACCAGGAAUGCCUCCAGGAGAACCGCUUCCGACUGGAAUAGUGACAUCUGCACAAGUCGAUUCCUUCCACUUCGAACAGGGAGAUUACUGGUUCAGAAUUCAAGCUACCCAUAUCGCCGGACAUUCGCCUUCUGCUCCACCUACUGCACCAACAGCACCAGCAGGAGAAGAGCGUGAUUUGAUCCUUUAUCGAUUGUACGAAGACUUUUACGAAUUCCAAAUAGCCCUGCUAGAUCAUUUCCCUGCCGAAGCUGGACGUGAGACGCAGGCGGAUGGUCAACCCAGCGAAAGAAUCCUACCUUUGAUGCCUGGACCGCUAGAGCAAGUUGAUGACUUUAUCACCUCACAAAGGCGGCAGGAUUUGGAUACGUACAUAAAUGAAUUGGUCUCUUUGCCCGAGUAUAUCACAAGAUCUGAACUUGUUCGAUUAUUCUUUGAGCCAAGACCGGGAGAUCAUUGUACUGUUCAACCUCUUCCCGAUACAUCGGCUACGGUGGCAGGUGAUUCAACAGCUGGAACGGCUUCUGCAGCAACUACUGCUGCUACGUCUACACAACAAGAAGCAAACGGACAGAGUAAUGGAACAUCCAAAUAUUCCGAAGAUGCUCCUGUUGGGCCUGGAGGAUUGAGCGUUGAUGAAGCUGCACAAAGGAUUGGCACGAUGGGAAUAAGGGGAUCAACGGGAGAAUUGAGUAAUGGGUAUGGAACGGAAGGAGAUAGAAGAGGAAGUAGUCAAAAUAUCAAAUCCGAUUCAAGAGGAUCUUCAAUGCAUGCUGCCAGUAGUGGUGGUUCAGCAGCCGUGCCUUCAGCACCUUCUCCUGCAUUUAUCAAAAUCAAAAUCUUUAACAGAGCAACGGAUGAUUUGGUAGCAAUACGAGUACCUCCAAAUGUUACCUUUAAUGCAUUAAUGGAAAAGGUCAAAGAAAGAUUAGGAGCAGAUAUUCAAGUUUUGCGUUAUCGUGAUGGCGAUUCUGGACCUAAUGUUAUGAUGCGAUUAAGCGAUGAUGAAGACUUGCAAGACUUCCUAACGACUGGUGACAAGCUACAAUUGUUUGCUGAUAUCAAGUGA